AUGUCAACAAUCUUUGAACAACCAAGCUCAAGCAGCUUCCCCUUAAAGAACAGAGCAGGGGGUGGCAUAAAGCGUAUUAAAAAAGUAGAUGGCCCUACUAAUUUUUAUCAAUAAAUUGAAUACAAUGCAGAAAGACUCCUUUUGAAUUUUCCUUCAAAAGACAAGCUCUAACUCAUGAAAUUGCUUGAGGAAUUAGACAAUUAGGUUGAAGUAGCUCACGAAAUUUUAACUUCUGAAAUGAGUUCUGCUUCAUAAAGUAGCGUGAAUUCUGCAUUUAAAAAUCAAUAAUAUCCCUACAAUAAUGAUUUUUCUGAAUGUUAAAUGUCCCAUCAAGAUAAUUUCCACAAUCAAACAAACAACAGCAAUAAUAUGAUGGUAUAGAUGAUCAACUCUGAUGCAAAUAAAUUUAACAAUUAAUAAAAAAAUGUUUAGAAGGAACGUAGAAUUUUAAAGAAUUUAAAACCAAAACAAAUAAAUAAAGAUAUGAUAGGGGCAAAUCAAAGCUUAUAGGGAUAGUAGUAAUAGAAUUAGAAUCAACUUUAGUUGAGCAGCGUUGAUAUGCAAAUUUGUCAAUAAUCUAAUCAGGAUAAUAGUAAUAGCUUAAAUUUUAAUACCAUUUAAAUGGAAGAUAGUCUCAUAAAUGAAAGACAAGGUCUUUAGCUUAAAUCUCAAAUGAGUUACGGAAUGAAUAGUUCAAUGAAUUAACUCGAAUCCAAAAUAUCUCAAGAAACUCCAAGCAAUCAAAUAGAUACCUACUCAAGAUAAUCAGGUUUGUAAAAUUAAAAGCAAUAGUAGCAAUAAUAACUUCGCUAGGAUAAUAAUGAUGAUGAAGAAUAGCAGUCUGCUCCCUAAGAAGAUGAUUCUCAAUCACUCUAAUCGCACAACUCAUCUGAAUAAUCUGCGAAUAGACACCAAGAUCAACAAUAUAGCUAACAAUAAUAACCUAUUUAGUAGCAAACUGCAAGAAUUAAAGACUUAAACUAAAUAGAAGAAUACUAAAAAUAGCUAGUUGAGACAAUAAUCCCCCAACUCCUCUAAUAGUUAAAAAGCUCUAGCAUAGAUGUAGCCCCAGAUAUCAUAUUGCAGGCCUUCAAGUAUUAUGAAGAGCAAAAUAGAAGAGCGACUCAAUACGAUAAAAUCAUAAGUACUCAUGAGCAAGUACUAAAAGGUCUCUCUAACAUUUUGAGAAAGAAAUAAUAAUUAGAGAAACGUGUAGAAGACCUUUAAAAGGAAAAUCAAAAGAUCAGUGAAGAAAGAGAUAAAUACCGCAAUUCAUCUGAAAGAUAUAAAAUAAUGUUUUAAAACAAUAAUUAAUAUCAAUAAUAAUAAUAAAGUUAUUACUAUAAUAAUUAUUUUGAUAAAGGUGGAGACAGUGGAAUGUGCUUUUGA
Messenger RNA from Tetrahymena thermophila SB210, 1389 nucleotides. RefSeq lists its product as hypothetical. The transcript has a single exon. The record is from RefSeq and is a predicted model, not a curated record. Lineage: Eukaryota; Ciliophora; Oligohymenophorea; Hymenostomatida; Tetrahymenidae.